Messenger RNA from Guillardia theta CCMP2712, 2403 nucleotides. RefSeq lists its product as hypothetical. NCBI's taxonomy places the organism in Eukaryota, Cryptophyceae, Pyrenomonadales, Geminigeraceae. The coding region runs from base 1 to 2403 and encodes 800 amino acids. The record is from RefSeq and is a predicted model, not a curated record. The transcript is spliced from 16 exons. Gene Ontology annotation, molecular function: protein binding.
AUGACGCAAAACCUUCCGCUUGGUUGGGAAGAGCGCGUAUCAAAAUCAACAGGGUACACCUACUACUACAACAGGCUGGAUGGAACGAGCACAUGGAACCGUCCAACGGCAGCAUCAUGGCUCGGCGCGGGGGCAGGAGGUGGCCAGGUCGCCGCUCAUGGCAUCUUCUCCCUUGCGCGGCGCAUCCCGUCGAGCGACGCUCAACGGGACCCUGAUGCUCGGAACGUGCGACCCAGCGUCGAGAUGAGCAUCUUCGAGGAGGAGCUGGACCGGCACAUGUCCAUGAGGUCGAGCAGAAGCGGCGACGGGGAUGCUCGAGGUCAGCACGGGGUUGUGAGCGACGUGGUGCUGGAUACGAUUUCCCUCAUGCAGCGGGAGCUGAGGACGGUGAAGGAGACCGUAGCAUCGCGGAGCAGCGAAGCUCUCGACGUCCAUCCGCUGAGAGAGGAGCUGGAGCGGAUGAAGAAGGAGCUCGACGAGCGCAACGACGAGAUAGCGAGACUGAGAGAGCUGAGGAAGGACAGGGAGGACACGCUCAACGCCUACAGCAGGAUCCGAGAGCGCACGUCGAGAAGAGAUAUCGAUGAGAACCAGCCUUCUCCCUCCCUGUCCAACGUCACGUCGGUAGGCGGAGUGUUGAAACCGAUCCCAAAGUCCCCGACAGCGAGGAAGGCGAUGGGGGUACCAGUGACCUACAGCUCCAAGACUUCUCUCAUCCCCGUGGCGGACUCCUCCUCAAAGCCUUCACGACAGAAGUUCUCCUCCUCUGCCACUGCUGAGAUCAUGCAGUUCCACCAGGCGCAAGAGGACGCCAAGGAGCGAGCCAAGUCCGCUCCCCGCAUGCGCCCUUCCUCCAAUCAAGAUGUCCUGGCACUGGAAUGGGAGGACACGAGGAGCAGGCGGGACGACCGACGACGCAGCGAGGUGCCGAGGACGAUAACGAGCGGGGAGGAAGCGGGAGGAGGAAGGGAGAGGCAGAGAAGCCACUCGGUGAAGGAGGAGAGGGAAAUGUCGACCAGGAGAAUCAAAGAGAAGCUGAGAAAACUUGCAGUGCCGGAGUAUAAGAUCCGGGAGUGUGUGGAGAAGAGCGACCUGCAGGCGCUGCUGGACCACUACGAGAGCCGGCAGCAGGCCACGGACGUGGACGCGAGCAGACAGUUCAACGGGCUGGACCUGGCGGUGGUGCCGCAGGCUGAGCGGAAGCGAGUGGUUGUCGACACGACUAUGAGGCUCAAUGCUGAGACGGGGGCGCUAGUGGUGUUCGAUGAUAACGCCAGGUCGAAGAUGCGAAAGUUCCGACUAGACCGCGCGGAGUAUGCGGUGAGCCCUCCAGAGAAGAAGCAUCCUCUCAAGUAUCCUGCACCUGCGACAAUGAAGGCGAACGCGAAGAAGUUCGAGGGAGAGCUCUCUAUGAGGCUCGAGAAGGCGCUGAGGAAAGGAGACAUCACCCCCUCCAGGAAGGUCUCCGACGUCAUCCCCAGCAGAGGGUCCAGCAGGAGGAAGCCUUCCGCCUUCACUCCCAUCGGCCACACACCCCUCGACGUGAUUAAGGCGGAGGCGGAGGAGGAGCGAGGGCGGCACGUGUCGAGGAGCAGGAGGGAGAGGUCGAGCUCUGUGCCGGGCCGGGGGCGUCUGGACGGAGGAUCGCAGCCUCUCCUCCAGCUCCUCCCAGGGGUCACGUGGGCGAUCGAGGAGACGACACUCGACGUACGAGCGAGCACGCGGGAGAGCGCAGGAGCUGGUUGUGAGGUGGUGGACGGCAGGAGGAGCCCCUUCGUUUCUUCUGACUUCCCUGCAGAGAUGACGACCGCAGGUCACGAGAAAGAGCUGCAGCAAGAAGAAAGAAGGGACGGGGACGGGGACGGGGACGGGGACGGGGACGGGGACGGGGACGGGGACGGGGACGGGGACGGGGACGGGGACGGGGACGGGGACGGAGGAGGAGCGUGUGGGCAGGAAGAGGAAGGGAGGAAGGGGAGACAAGGGGACGGGAGGGAAGGGAAGGGAUUUCAUGGAGGAGAUGAGCAGGAGUGCGGAUCCGAUGGAGUUGGCGAGGAUGGAGGAUGGGAAGGGACGGAUGAGACGAUCCUCGAGACAGCGCUUGGCCCCAGCUCGAACCUUCCCGUCGGUUCGGUAAACACCGACCCUCUCGUCCUCCCAUGGCUUGACCCUCCUCGUCAGGAUUACUUUAUGGAUGACUCGAUGGGACUCAUGAGGAAGGAGCCCGUCGGUGACUUCGGCAUGCACUAUGAGGGGAACGAUAUCAGCAUCAAGAUCCACGAACGGGCGAAUGCAACCGAAGUCGGGAACUUGUUUCGUAAGCAUUUUGAGAUGAAGAGAGAAGAGGAGGCGAGGAGGUCUCGGCAGACUCGGCCCAACUUUUCCGUGAAAGUUCACAUGUGA